AUGCAAAUGCAGGAGGUAAAAUGGGUGCAACAACAACAUGAAAAAAGGAGAUUGAAAAGGGAUGUAUUCUCUGGAGGAUAUCCAGCCAGCUUUGCCGAUGAUUUUAGCUCAUUAUUUUCUAGUGCCACCAGGUCUGGUCAGGUGUAUCCUGAUCCACUGUAUAAAGAAGAAUGGUAUCUGAAUGGUGGAGCUAAAGAUGGUUAUGACAUGAACGUCCGGCCUGCAUGGUCCAAGGGAUACACUGGUAAAGGAGUUGUCGUGUCCAUUCUUGACGAUGGCAUUCAAACUAAUCAUCCUGACUUGGCUGAAAAUUAUGAUCCUGCUGCAAGUACUGACAUAAAUGAUAAUGAUGAUGAUCCAAUGCCUAGAGACAAUGGUGAUAACAAACAUGGAACCAGAUGUGCUGGAGAAGUCGCUGCAGUAGCUUAUAAUAGUUUUUGUGGUAUUGGAGUGGCUUAUAAUGCCAGCAUUGGUGGAGUUCGAAUGUUGGAUGGAUCUGUGAAUGAUGCCGUUGAAGCACGUGCACUUUCUCUCAACCCCGAUCACAUUGAUAUUUACUCAGCCUCUUGGGGUCCUGAAGAUGAUGGAAAGACUGUUGAUGGUCCUGGACCUCUUGCACGAAGAGCUUUCAUCAAUGGUGUAACGACGGGUCGUAAAGGAAAAGGCUCAAUUUUUGUAUGGGCCAGUGGUAAUGGUGGGCGUCAUACAGAUUCUUGUAAUUGUGAUGGUUAUACAAACAGUAUCUUUACUCUUUCUAUUUCAAGUGCUACUCAAGGAGGAUAUAAACCAUGGUAUUUAGAAGAAUGUUCCUCGACACUGGCCACAACAUACAGCUCAGGUACUCCUGGUCAUGAUAAGAGUAUUGCAACUGUGGAUAUGGAUGGAAAACUCAGGCCUGAUCACAUUUGUACAGUAGAGCAUACUGGAACAUCUGCAUCAGCGCCGCUCGCCUCAGGGCUUUGUGCUUUGGCCUUGGAGGCUAACCCAGAACUGACAUGGAGGGAUAUGCAGCACAUUGUUGUGAUGACUUCUAACCCUGAACCGCUCAUGAAAGAAGCUGGUUGGAUCACUAAUGGUGUCAACCGUAAAGUAAGUCAUAAAUUUGGUUAUGGCCUUAUGGAUGGAGGGGCAAUGGUUAGCCUAGCCGAACAGUGGACUAGCGUUCCCCCACAGCAUAUCUGUAAAUCUCAGGAAGUGCGAGAAGACAGGCAAAUUGAUCAAUCUUAUGGCUCGAUUUUAACUACUGCUGUUGAUGCUAGCGGCUGCACUGGAACUGUUAAUGAAGUUAAAUUUGUAGAGCAUGUUCAGUGUAAAAUUUCUCUCAGAUUUUUCCCAAGAGGAAACUUGCGUAUUGUUUUGACUUCACCAUCUGGAACACCUUCUACUCUGCUGAUGGAAAGACCGAGAGAUGUUGUCAGUUCCAAUUUUGAUGACUGGCCUUUCUUAUCAGUCCACUAUUGGGGUGAAAAUCCAACUGGCCGAUGGACCUUACAUAUAAUUAAUGCAGGAAACAGACAUGUUAACCAACCUGGCAUACUCAGAAAAUGGCAGCUUAUAUUUUAUGGAACUGUUAGUAAUCCCGUGAGACUUAGAAGACCCGGCCAUCAGAUUUCCUUCCCAUCGUCAGCUCCCGCCUCUUUGAACCCUAUUUUCCAAGGAAGUCAAGAUUUCUUUUCUGGAGCUUUUAGACAUUUACCAAAUAUCUUUACUGCUGCUGGGUCAGAAGCUAAGGCAACAAAAGUGGCAAUCGAUGGUGUUAAUUCAAAUAUAAAUGAACUUUCUGAUAAUGGUUGCCACGAGAGCUGUAGUACAUGCGCUGGACCAGGACAAGAUUCCUGCCUUUCUUGUGCUCCCGGUCUCCUCUAUGUUACCGAUCUUGGGCUAUGCCUACAAAGGUGCCCUGAUGGAUACUUUGAAGACAUAAGCAAGAAUGCCUGCAUUGGGUGCCAGGGUAAUUGUGCCAGCUGCCCGGAAGGCCCUAAUAUUUGCUCCUCUUGUGAUCACCAUCUCAUUCUGCAUAACAAUACCUGUAUAACUUCCUGUCCAGAAAUGACAUAUGAAACAGAUGAUUCAAUGUGUGAAAGUUGCCACGAGUCUUGUGAAACAUGUACUCGAGGAGGUGAAUCUGACUGUGUGACCUGUCCUGGAGGAAUUGAGGCAGGAGGAGAUGGUUACUGCCCUCCUAAUUGCCCUAGCGAAUGCUCAGUCUGUGAUAAAGAUGGGAAAUGUCUGGCCUGUAAGACAGGAACUCUGGUGAACGAAGAGACUGGUCUUUGCCCGACAACUUGCAAGCCUGGUUUGUAUUAUGUUGAUAUUGGUUGGUGUCGCCCGUGCGCCAGCCAUUGUGCUGCCUGCGUGGGUGGCCGAGAAGACGAGUGUGUUAUUUGCGAGAAAGGAUAUUUAUUAUCCCAUGGUGUAUGCCUUUCCUCUUGUCCAGAAGACACAUAUGUUUCACCUACUGGAUGUUCAAAAUGUCAUCAUUUUUGUACUAGUUGCUCAGGAGAAGGCCCUUAUGCUUGCACAUCUUGUGCGGUUGGAAGAUAUUUAGAUGCUGCUGAAAAAGUUUGCAUGCCAUGUCAACCAUGUAAUUCCACGAAUAAAUAUCAGUGCUGUCAUUGUGAUCCAGAGACAGGAAAAUGUCAUAUUCCAAGCGGAAAGCGUAGAAUGGCAGCAGGAGCAGCCAGAAUGGUCGCUAUGGAAAGCACCAUUCAAGAAGCUGUAGUCCAACCAGAACCUCCUCGGUUUGGCCAUGUAACUAUGGGAGCUGUCCUCGCGUGUGCUUCAACAUUAGUCCUUUUUGCUGUUGUGUUUCUUAUCCUCCAGAAACGUUCCAAGUCAGCAGAAAGGCUGCGAGGUUACACUAAAGUACCUGUAAGAGAGAUGAGAUUUACUCCUCUUCCAGAAAUACAGAGGCAUAGCCGAAUACUCUUUAGAGAAGACGAUUCAGAUGAAGAUGAAAUAGUUCUCGCCACAAACUCUUAGUCACUACUGCUGUGAUAUAAUUCAAGAGAUAAACAUUUAAUAAAGUGCCUAUAAGAGGGUAGACCCAUCUAUGCUUAGGAAGAGGUGAUAGAACGAUAAACGAUUUAAGAAAUUGUGUUUUGGUUUUUAGAUUCUUUUUAAAACAGUCAUUAUUUUUUCAAUAAAAUUACUUUUAAAAAGACAAACUAAAAAUGGGUUUAAUACAGUAUUUUUCAAAUCUAAAGCAUUGUUUUAUUUUCUUUCUAUUCGCCAAAGAACCUCUGCAUUUGUUACCGAGUCGAUAAUUUGUUUACGUAUGGCUUAGUAUUUAAAUUCAUUUAAUAUUACACAAAUCUUUUUUUUUUUUUUUUAAGGGUUUGAUGGAAUGAGAUUAUUAUUUUUUUUUUUACACCAUUUAUAAUCUACUGUCAUUCCCUGAUAGGUAUUUAUUUGUAUUAGUAUAUGGAAAUUGUCGAUACUAUUAGACUAUAAAUUAUAACUUUCUUUACCAUUAAUUAUCACUUAUAAUUUUUAAGUCUUACGAUGACACUAGCCUACUGGUCUGCCAAAUUCUCACACUCAAGCUUUCGAUGUUAGAACAGCAAUUCUAUAAAAAAGGUAGACAAUAAUACUCGUAAGAUGAAAGAAUUAAUUAAAAUAAAAUAAUAAUUUAAAUAAAGGGUUUUUUUUUCUUUAGAUUAAGAUUUUUUAUAUAGUUAUAUUUUUAAUUUUAAGAUUUAGGUGAUUAUAGUAGAUGAUAGCCCUCACAAUUAUGUACCUAAUGAGUUGUUAGCCUGAAGAACAAAAUAAGAUUAAAGAUUGAUAUGAAAUAGAUAAACAGUGUGUAAACUUUUUAAAUAUUCAAAACAGUGACAUAUAGAUUAAAAAUAUUGUGAAAGAUAGGUAAAAUUUAAUAACAAGCUUUUCAAAAAAUAAAUAUUUAUGUCAUUCAGAAUCAAUAAUUAACUACAUAUAUAUUUGUUUGUGUGUGAUGUGUAAGUUUUUCAUAUAGUACGUAUGUUUAAAUUCAAUGUGUUUAAUAUGUGGAUUGUAAAUAUGCUAUGUAUUUUAUUUUAUGUAACGACCAGAAUUUAAUGUUUAUAAUUAUACUAUGUGAUCGCAUUGGGUGAUAUGUAAAUAUUUGAGUGAAGAAUAAAUUUUGCGUACACACAUAUAAUAUAUAUGUGAAUGUGCGUUAUGUAUAUGUAUGUAAUGGAUGUAGUUUUAUAUAUAUACAAAUCAUAUUGUUUAUUACUCCUUCCUAACAUUAUCUUGAUUAUUUUAAGGGAUUUUGCUUUGUUUUAUUAUUAGUGAAUCCUUAAUUAUUCUUGAAGAUAACAUUAACAUUUGUACCUACAUUAAAAAAAAAUUCAUAAUGUGAAAGUACUUUGAAGCUUUAUUAUACUUUUUUUUUUAUUUAUAAAGAAAAUUAACAAAAUUAAUCAAAUAAUAUUCAAGUUACUAAUAUAUCAUUUACUAAUAAUAGGUAAAUUACUUCCUUGUGAUUUAUACACAUUAAGAUCCUGAAAUAUGUUUGCAUUGUAUUUAUUGUUGUCCGUCCAAGGAUAAGAUUAAAGUAAAAACAAUUAGAUCCAUUAAAUUUUAUUGAAAUACCCAACAUCCCAAUAUCCUUCAAAGUAAUUGAUAGAUUGGCUACACGCAUAAGUGCAAGCAAAGAAUUUUUGGAGAGCUUCAUAAUUUCAAGUCCUGAAAGAGUAGACUAACAAUUGAAAAAUAUAAACCAAUCAUUAGCUAUGAUACGAAAUGAGGACUGAAGAAUAUCAGUCACUUUGUUCCUCUUCAUUUGUCACCUAAUUUUUUUAAUUUCAAUCAUGAUAUUUUUCCCCUUUUAUUUCAAUAAAAUAUUAUUAAGUGUGGACCUUUACCUGAUAACAAACUGACAGGUUAUUAUCACAACUAUACAAAUAAGUUUUUAUACAAUAAAUCUGCAAAUUCUGUUUUAAUUAGGUUGUAUGAAUUUUUAAUUUAUUAUGAAAUUUAAUGAAGAAUGUCAUUUAUAAUUGUAAUAAUCAGUUCAUACAUGUUCAGUAAAUGACAAAAACUAUUGCACUGGCUGUCAAAAUUUUAAUCUAUUGUUCCUAAUGCGCCUUUUAUCUUAAAUUGUAUCCUAAAAUAUUAUUCUGAAAUAUAAUAAUUAUUGUAAAAUAUAUUUUCUUGAAAAUAUUUAUGAAGUCAAAUUAGGAGCUGGCAAUUCAAUAUAUAUGUUGCUAAAAGCAUUUUCAACUUAUUCAAUAGGUUGUUUUGAAUAUUUUUAUAAAAAUAAUCAUUGUAAAGGUACUAUUUCGCUGGUACUGCUCAAAGUAGCAACCGUGAUCAGAUACUGCGAACCGUAAUUUUUAUUUAUUUUACUGACACUGCUCACCGCGGCCACCAGCUCCUCUUGAUUUAGUAUUCAAGUUUGAAAUAAUUUUAAAUAAAACCUUAAAUUUAAUGGUUUCAAUUUGUGUUGGAAGAGGCACAAUACAUACCAUGGCAGAGUUUUGAUUUUAUUUAAUUAUUAUUUGUCAUUUUUUCUGGUAUUUAUAGAUGAAUAGCAAGGUUAGAUUAUGUUUGUUCUAUAAAAUAUUAAUAAUUAUCUAAAUGUUAUUGUCCACCUUCUAAACAGUGAUAGUUUCUUCUAUUAUUUUGAAUAUCUCUUCCAUAGAAGAAAGAAGAUAACAAAUUAUUAUUUUAAGAAUUGAUGGUAUAUCUCUGGAUUUUAAAAUUUAUUAAUUGUUUUACCAUUUUAUCAUUAAGUAAUUAGUAUUUAUUUUAAGUUAGAUUUAGGGACAUUUGAUUCACCUGUAAAAAACUUGGUGUAAUAAAAAUUCUUGUUACUUCAAUCCUAUAAAAAUGAUUUACUACAGCUUUGUUAAAAUUGUAAAAAAAAUUUCAUUUAAUUUUGUCUGACUUUAUGAAAAAAAAAAAAAAAAAAAAAAGAAAUGAUAGAUGGCUGUUAUCAUCAAAACUCUUCUCCGACAUGAUAAACAUUACCUAUAACCGCUGUACACUGACAACAGCUUCACUGCUUCAGGAGUGGUAGAAGAGAACAGUAUAGACAAGAUGUCAUACCUUGGCUGCCGAGCAGUACCAAUGAAAUAGGUUCCUUCCUUUCCACUAAAGCAGUGUUUAACUGCUAGCAAUCGGCGUGGUAGGCAGUACCAGAAAAAUAGUACCUUUAUAUGAUUAAAACUUUACAAUAUAAAUCUAAGACCUGAAUCAUUUGAUACAUGGAUUGAGGGAUUAAAGGAUUAAAAAAAAUUGAACAAAUGAAAAACUUAAUAAAAACAAUUUAUAUAACAAAUGACAUUAUUUACUAUUAAAAAAAUAUUGCAUUGCACUCAUCACCACUUUACAGUAAGUGGAUUAGGAUUAUACGUAACUGCUUGAAAAGUAGUAUGCAAAUCACUAGUGGCUGGAAAACAUUUGUUGUAGAACUGAAAUACCGAUUCCGGAGGAUCGCGAGCUGGCAUUGAUCCGUGAAAUUCUUGAACAGAUUUUAGGUGACCUCUCACUUGCCCACCUCCAUUUAAACAACCUAAAAAAACAAAAAAAAAAAAAAAAACCUUAAACAAAUGGUGCUAAAAGGAGAAUAAUCAACUAUUUUAGUGAACUUUUUACUAAAAGGAGAAAGCUUAUUAAAAUAUUACUUUAAAUUAUAUCAUGUCAAUUUAGAAUGUAAAAUAUUGAGAAAAACAAUAAAAAUUGAUCAGCAAAAUUAAAAUCACUUUACUUUUAAUUUAUAAUUUGUUUUAUAAAUCUUAUUUUUCAUGUGGGUAUAUUAUUCUCUAUUCUGCAUUUGUUAUCAGACAUGUUUCGUUGUGGAUUUUAAAGUUUUGUGCACCUCUAUAGCCCCUCAAAAUUAAAUUGGAUUGAAUUCGGUAUUACAUAUUGAUCAUACAAUAAAAUUAUAUAAAAUGGAUAAAAAAUUAUGAUGAUACCUGAUGGGCAUGCCAUGAUUUCGACAUAAUCAUAUUCACAUUUUCCUCUUUUAAGUUUGUUAACAGUAUUUUGAAUAUUUUUAAAACCAGUAACAACCGCAGCUUUCAAUUGCUUGCCAUCCUCAUUGUCACGUUGUGCCACUACAAUUUACUAACUUCACAGAUUCAAAAGAUGGCACAUAUUCUUGAGAAGGAGGUUUAGCAGUCUUCAUGACGUGAUAAGCAUAGCCACCAGAGCCAGAACCAAGAGCCUUAGCCAGCGGAGGGUACGCCGGCAAGCCAUCCCAAGGCCAGUCCACUUCUGCCCCCAACUCCUCAGCGAGGCCGUUUGGGCAAAGCUCUGCCAAGGCAACCUCCAUUUCAA
This is a messenger RNA of Nezara viridula (southern green stink bug), 7266 nucleotides long. The record is from the annotation of a GenBank genome assembly. Lineage: Eukaryota; Metazoa; Arthropoda; Insecta; Hemiptera; Pentatomidae.